Molecule: messenger RNA, 2981 nt
Organism: Pseudophryne corroboree (corroboree frog)
Lineage: Eukaryota; Metazoa; Chordata; Amphibia; Anura; Myobatrachidae
Gene: BANP
Product: BTG3 associated nuclear protein
Exons: 14
Coding region: 337-1869 (510 amino acids)
Biological process (GO): negative regulation of protein catabolic process; protein localization to nucleus
Molecular function (GO): DNA binding
Source: RefSeq, a predicted model, not a curated record
CUGGCGCACAUGCGCAUUCACACUCUCCGUCUCCGGGCGCGCAGGCGCAGUAGGCGGCGGCGGCUCUGUGAGGAGGAGAGAGGCGCGGGCAGGCCCUGGAUUCUCUCGCGAGGAAGGACGCCAUUAUCGCCCACAAAACACCACGAGAACUCGCCCCCGAACGUGAAGCCACACCUCCUGUCUUAAUCCUGGCAUAUCUUACACUGGGUUGUGGAAGUGGAGAGAGUCGCAGCUCCCGAGCCAGGUUUAGAUUAACAAUUGAAUUGCCCCAAAGUGCCUAGUACACAAAUAGGGACCACCCAGGACAUUGACUUGUUCUUGAAUACACGGAUAUCAAUGAUGUCGGGACAGGAGCUGGCGGAAGUGGUACAGAUAGCGGUGGAAGAUCUGCAUCCCGAUCAUCACCCAGUUAUCCUAGAGAACCAUGAAAUGACGGAGGAAGACAUGGCCCCUUCACUGAAGCGACAGCGGAUCGAAAUCAACUGUCAGGACCCAUCCAUUAAGUCAUUCCUGUUCUCGAUCAACCAGACGAUAUGCCUGCGGCUGGACAGCAUCGAGUCUAAGCUGCAGGUUCUAGAGGCAACUUGUAAGUCCCUUGAAGAGAAACUGGACCUCAUCAUGAAUAAGCAGCCAAAUCCAAUCCAAGUUCCCAUGGUGGCCGGUUCUCCGCUCGGGGCCACUCAGACGUGGAACAAAGUGCGAUGUGUUGUUCCUCAGACAACCGUGAUCCUGAAUAAUGAGAGACAGAACUCUGUGGUGGCCAAGCUGGAAGGUCAUGAAGAGUCAAUGAACAGGACAACCGAAAGUCUGGAAAAUAUGCUCAAUAGUGCUGUCACUGGACGGAGGCACAACACCAUUGUGGUCAAGGUCCCAGGCCCAGAUGACAGUCACAAUGACGAUGACAAUGACAGUGGUUCUGAAGCAAGUGACACGUUGUCUAACAGUGGUCACUCGGGAAACUCCAGCAUGGGGAACAAUGUGACGCUCAUCACACUUAACUCUGAAGAGGAUUACCCGAGUGGCACCUGGCUGGGGGACGAGAGCAAUGCGGAGAUGAGAGUGAGAUGUCCCAUCACAGCGGCCGACAUGCUGCAUAUCAGCACUAACUGUCGCACAGCGGAGAAGAUGGCCCUGACGCUGCUGGAUUACCUUUUCCACCGGGAGAUACAGGCCGUCUCCAACCUGUCGGGCCAGGGGAAGCAUGGGAAAAAGCAGCUUGAUCCCCUGAUGAUAUACGGUAUACGGUGUCACCUCUUCCACAAAUUCCGGAUCACAGAAUCGGACUGGUAUAGAAUCAAGCAGAGCAUUGACUCAAAGUGCCGCACCGCCUGGCGCAGAAAACAGCGAGGGCAGAGUCUGGCAGUGAAGAGCUUCUCACGAAGAACACCCUCAAACUCCUCCUACAGUACCACAGAUGGCGUACAGAAUACAGUGUCGUCCUCCAGUGACCUGCAACAGACUCCGCCUCAGGCGCUGCAUUACGCGCUAGCCAAUGCUCAGCAGGUGCAGAUCCAUCAGAUCGGAGAAGACGGACAGGUCCAAGUGGGACAUCUACACAUCGCCCAGGUGCCACAGGGAGAGCAGGUUCAGAUCACGCAGGACAGCGAGGGUAAUCUGCAGAUUCAUCAAGUCCACGUGGGUCAGGACGGACAGGUACUUCAAGGAGCCCAACUCAUUGCUGUCGCCUCUGCUGACCCUACGUCUGGUGUGGUGGAUGGUUCUCCUCUUCAAGCCAAUGACAUCCAGGUACAAUAUGUCCAACUUGCACCAGUUUCCGAGCCAUCUGCAACAGCGCAGGCCGUGGAACCUCUGCAGUCUGCUCUGCAACCAGAAAUGCACAUCGAACACGGAGCAAUUCAGAUCCAAUAGCGCGGGCAAGAAACCAUCUAGAAACGUGCCAGCAGCACGGCUGGGACACAUCUGCUAAGUAUACAAACACGUUAGUGGAGGCGCCUUGCCAUCCACCGGUCACACCUCUGGCGUUGGACAUUGGUCAACUCACCGGACCAGACUACAAUGGACGGGACUAGCGGUGUGGAUUGGAGGCAGAAUCCAUUACAUUUAACUGUUUGUACUCUCUGAUGCGCUAUUUUUUUAUCCUGUAUGAUUUGUAUCUAAAAAGAACAAUUAUAUCUUUAAUAGCAGGUGUGUAUUUUUUUUGUUAAUAUAGAUUGGUUUUCAUUUUGUGUUGUCCCAAAUUUGCUGUACAUGAACUCACUAUAGAACAAUAGCAUUAACUGUUACUGCCUGACUAUGGCAGAAAGUCCACGUCCUAAUCUAAGGCACAGUGUUCAUACAGGUCUGCCUCCACUGGAUGUGCUGUGUGGGUACAAUGUAACCUAAGUGAGAAUCCUGAAACAUUCCCAAACCUAUCUGUAAAAGUUUACACACCCUGAAUGAAUCGGAACUGAAGAACUGGUUUAGUGCAAGUCAGGAUGGCUCGUAUGACCACCACUGGUAUCCCCUGCAUAGACAGAUGGUAACUUCAGUUAUGACAAGUUCCUCACUUUGAUUUGGCAGACCUGAAAGUCACUUACAGCUGAUUCACAUUUAGUUAAGUUGUAAAAACGUCCCAUUCAACCGUGCAAUAUAUACAGUACCAGUUUCCAUCUUCCAGAGAAGUCUGCAUUUGUUUAGAACAUGCAUUUAGGGUCUCUUCCCAAUUAUCUGCUGAAACCAGUGUUAUUUCCAUAUGCACCAGUCAUGGAAUAACAGUCUCUGUCAGAAGAACAAGACCACUUUGCAAUGAAAAUACUGUGAAAAUGGCAAAUUUGGAACCAGAUAAUUACAACAAAUGCAAGUUUCAGACAAUGUAAUUUAAUGGAAUGCUCUGUAAUGUGUUUAUUAUAUGAAUUUGCUAAUGAUGACCCUUUUAGCAGAAUAUACACUGUCUCUGUUUAACUUCUCUGAUCUAUGACACAUUGUUAACAACUUUGAUUGGACAUUUCUGAGCAGCCUCAAUAAAUAUGUAUUUAUCAGCA